Molecule: messenger RNA, 771 nt
Organism: Schistosoma guineensis
Lineage: Eukaryota; Metazoa; Platyhelminthes; Trematoda; Strigeidida; Schistosomatidae
Source: the annotation of a GenBank genome assembly
AAAACGUGUCACCUUUGAGCGCGUCUUGAUGUCCUUGAGAUCACGAUAAUUACUGUCGUCCAAUCGAACACCAGAGAUGUUUGUUAGUUUGUCGGCUGGAGCACUGUUUUAUGCAUCUGGUAAAGUCGUGCAUGGUUUUGGAAGAGGAUCAAAACAGCUGGGAAUUCCAACUGCAAAUCUUGAAGAAUCUAUUGUUACUGAAAUACCAGACUCAACUAAAAAUGGUAUUUACUUCGGAUGGGCUAAAUUGAGCAACACUCCAGUGUAUAAAAUGGUGAUGAGUAUUGGAUGGAAUCCUUAUUUUAAAAAUAUCAAGCGUUCUGUGGAAGUCCAUAUACUCCAUAGAUUUGAGGAGAAUUUCUAUGGUGACACAAUUGAAGUAAUUGCUGUUAAGUACUUCAGACCUGAAUAUGACUUUCCAAGCAUUGCGGAUUUAAUUAAACAAAUACAUACAGAUAUAUGUGAAGCUAAUUUAUUCCUUGAUAAAUCAGAAGCCUUGGUCUGGAGUAAACAUGAUUUGUUCAAUGGAAAAAGAUCGAUGACCAACUAUAAAUGUACUUAACAGAAACACAUUCAUUAUAUCUUGUUAUAUAGAAACUAAUCCAUUGUAUAUAGAAUAGAUUUAUGCGCGGAUAUGUAAAUGAUAGUUGAUGGUGGUGUGAAAUGAAAUCAACCCCAUUUUGACUAAUUUGAUUUUUUAUAUAUUUUUCUUAUUAUUAUCAUUAUUGUUCUGGCAAGUUUUAACUUGAAUAGAACUGUAUUAUGGUUUAA